UUUUAAAUCAUCAUUUGGUUAUAGUUGGCUGUACCUCUAUAGUUUUCAAUAAAGCAUUGCUUUCGAAAGUUGCUAAUUUUUAGCUAACAGUCGACAUUUUCGUAUAUUGUAUAUUGCAUUUUAUGUGCGUUGGUGUGACUUCGUUAUGAAGUUAGGGUUAUUGAUAUUUUUUGCAGCGAAUACGCUGGCAGCUCCGUUUUGGGUGCUGGACAAAGAUCUUCCAAGAGCGGAAGUUAAAGAUGUUGGGUGCAAAGCAUCCCGAUUAAGGCAGGGUCUAGACUAUACGUAUGACUAUGAAGGAGAAACAUUGAACAAAAUUGAUGGGGUGUCGACGCAGGCGACCGGUUUGAAACUUAAGGCUCAGAUUACCAUUACUCCCUUAGAUGAAUGCAAGUUUUACAUGAAAAUUUCAAAAACAGAGCUCUUGCAAAAAAGCAUGAGUCAGGACAGCUUUGUUAAAAGUGCUGAUUCAGAAAAUUUCAAAAUUGCUUUGGAGAAAUAUGACCUUGUGUUUUCAAUGAGUGAAAAUCAAAUUACAAAGCUAUUUUCUAAUAAAGAUGAACCUGUGUAUAUUUUGAAUACUAAACGAGGUAUUCUAAGCACCAUUCAAUUAGAAGAAAGUGUAUCUGUUGAAAGUGAUGUCAAUGGUUUUUGUAAGACAACAAUCACUCAAGAAGAUGGAAAAAUUGUAAAAUCCAAAAAACUUUCUGACUGCAGUCAACGAACUAUUCAAGAAAUAGGUUUCCAUGCAGCAACAAUUAAAUCUGAAAGUGAUCUUAAGGUUCUGGACUCUAACAGCAAAUGUGUUUACAAAAUAUCUGGAAAUAUCAUUAACUCUGUUAGUUGUGAAGAGACUCAUUUGUUUAAACCAUUCUCUGCUGGCCACAAGGCACCAUCAGGAGCUGUUACAACUGUUAAACAAACUUUAUCAAAUUUACAAGAAUCUAAAGCAAGUUCAAUAACAUCAAAGAUUAUUGAUGGAAAAAUGCAAGAGUCAUCAAUUUUAUAUGACCAUACUAGUGAAGAAAACCAAGCAAUAAAAUCUUUGAAGGAUGAGUUUGAAGAAACUAUUCAAAGACUAGCCAAACCAAAUGAAGUCAAACAAUUUACUGUUAAAAUGGAUUCUGCCCAUGAGUUUUCAACUAUGGUAUUUUUAUUGCGUAAAAUGGAUAUGAAAAGGAUGACCAUCGUUUGGGACAAGUACUUUGACUGUAUUGAAAGCAAACUUUGUGAUAAUUCGCAAGUAGAUCUUAGAGAUGUUUAUAGACAAUACUUGUUGGAUGGUAUUGCCUAUUGUGGAACAUCUACUUGUGUGACUAUGGUCCACGAUGCUAUUAUCAAAGAAGCAAUCACUGGUGAAAGAAUGAACAUAUUUUUGCAAAGCAUAGCUUUAGUUGCCACUACAUCAAGAAAAAUUAUUCGUGAUUUAAUGGGAAUUGUUUCUAAGCAACCAACUCGACAAGGUUAUUUGACCCUGGGAACAAUUUUAUACAGACAUUGCAAAAAAAAUAUUGCAGACUGUGAUGAUGUUAAGCCGAAUAUUAUCACUCAAGCUGAAAAUUUUUUGAUUGGUAAACUUGGUAAAAAUUGCGAAGGACAAGAAAAUUAUGAACGUGUUGAAGAAAUACUCAUGUCAUUAAAAGCUCUUUCAAAUGCUCAACGUCCAUCCAGAGCAAGCUCUGUAAUUCUUUCAUGUGCUGCUAACUCUGAGCAUGUCAAUAUCACUACAGCAGCAUUUGAUGCAAUUGGAAAUAUGCCAUGUGACAAAGUUAUUGUUGAUGAGCUAUACAACUUUGUCAAGGAAACUUCUAAUGCACCAAAUAAACGCAUCUCUGCAUUUGUUGCAUUGAUGAAAUGUCCAAAUGAGAUCUUACUUGAACAUGUUGUUGAUCUUUUGGAGCAGGAGCCCAGCAACCAACUUGCAUCUUUUAUUUGGUCUUAUUUGACAAAUAUAAUGGAAUCCUCAAAUCCAAAGCAUGAAAGUACUAAAGCAUUGUUGGAAAAAAUAACAAAAAUUAAACCGUUGAGGGAAUUCAAUAUGCCGUUCCAUCAGUAUUCCAAAGCAUUUGAAAAGUCCACUUAUUUUCAAUCAAUAAAGUCUGGUGCGGCAAUUGAAAGUCAUGUUAUUUUUAACCAUGAAAACUAUUUUCCACAAUCUGCUUUCUUUGAUUUAACUGCCAAUGUUCUUGGGGUCCCUGUCUCUUUGUUAGAAACUAAUAUUGGUAUUGAAGGGUUGGAAGAUCUGCUGGAGCAAGCUGCUGGUAAUGAUGGAUUUCUCUCAAAAAAUAACUUUGUGUUUAACUUGUUUAAUUUCAACAUUACUGCUCAAAAACUGAGAGAUUUAGCCCAACAGCGUGAACAGCAAGAACCAUCUGUUGUGCGCAAUCGUCGAGCAACUGAUGAAGACAGUAUCACUGAGUUACACAAAAAAGUGAAUCGUAAAAAUAAACUGCCAAAUGGUCAUUUAUCAUUUAAAGUGAUGGGACAAGAAAUUCGAACAUUUAGUUAUGAUGAUAUUUUUUAUAUGGUUGAUCAAAUUGAUAACAUGAAUGUCAUCCAACUCUUGUUAAAUAUUGCAAAGGGUGGUAGUAAAACUUUUACCAAAAGUAUGAUGUUUUUAGAAAUGACGCAAACUGUUCCCACUGGCCUUGGUCUUCCAUUGAAACUCAAACUUGUAGGAACAACUGUUGCAGGUAUUGAAUUAAAUGGAAAGUUUGAUAUUCGAAACAUGUUUUGGGGACCUGGCUCCCUUACUAUCAACGGGUUUGUAAACCCCAGUGCUGCUGUUGAGAUAUCUGGACAAAUGGGUGUUGAUGGUCAUUUUGUUUCAUCUGGUGUAUUUGUAAACUCAUCGAUGUUUGUGUCAAAUACUAUUAAAGGUGCAAUUGUUUACCAAGAAGGAAAGCUCUUAAAAAUUAACAUGGACGUUCCUGAGGAACCAGUUGAAUUAUUUAAAAUUGGAUCGACUCCAUUUAUGUAUUUAAAUGGAAAAAAUGAAGCUGUUGAAGGUGUUGAAAGAAAAAUUAAUCCAGAAGAAACUUGCUUUAAGUCUGUUAUGAUUGGCUAUGGAGUCUGUACUAGUAUUCGCAUGCCAGUUUCAUUUCGUGAAUAUGAAGCACCUUAUUUUCCUUUGUCUGGACCAGCUCAUUUUGGAGUCAAAUUAUUCCGUGCUGAUGAAAAACUGCAAACUUUUCAAUUUUUAGUAAGUAUGACAAAGAAACAGCCAAUAACAUCAGGAGUGAUUGAGUUUAGUACUCCAGGUGCACUUUAUGAACGCAAACUUGGUGGUGAGUUUUUGUUCAGUGAUGUUGAUGAUAUUAAAACUUUAACAUUGUCAGCUAAAAAGUCAAAUAAAAUGGCAUCUGUUGAAUUUAGCUACAACUCUGUGACCCAUCAAACCUCUGUUGUAGGAAAAAACAAUUUUUUUACAGAGAAAGACAUUGUAACUAAAUUUGUAUUUUUUAACACUUCGAACACAGUGAAUGUUAAUCAGAUAGGUUUACGCUUUUCUACAGAAUAUGAUUGGUACAAAUUUGAAAGUGUCACCAAACUUGUUAAGAAAGAAACAGGCUUUAUAUUAACUGGAUCUACUCUUUAUUAUCCAACAAAAUCUAUCACUGGAGUAUUAGAAUACAAUUCAGAUGAACAAAAAAUUAUUACUCGAGUUGAAGUCGCAGACAAAUCAUUUGAACUCACAGGAAAUUAUCAGAAAAAAGGUAAUGAAAGAGGAUUUACUGUUGUUGCAUCUUCUGGGAAUGUAAUGUCAACAUUUUAUGGUGGGUUCCUUAAUGAAGCCAAUAAACAAGAAGUUUUGCUUUCUGUAAAUGGAUUUGGUAGUGUUUUGAAAAAUACCUACACUUAUGAGAAUGUUAACGGUCAACGGUCCUUUGAAACUAAGCUUUUAGUAAAUGAUCAUGCAGCUCAACUUCGUUCUGAAUUUAAAUUUGAAGGGGAUGGAAGUGAAUUAGUAUUAACUGCAGACAUUUUUGGAAAAACUGCAGUUUCAAAGUUCCUUGUAGUUAAUACUGCUUCAAUUAAAGAAGUAAAUGUCACUGCUAAUAUUGCAGGAAAUUCUGGACAAGCAUCUUUGAAAUAUCUUGCUGACGGCCCUUCAUUUGUUUCUAGUUUUGAUGUCAUGGGAAGUAAAUUAAAUGCAUUUGUUGCUCUUGACAAUAGCAUAGGAUACAAAGUCAUUGUUGGAGGAAGUGCUGGUGGCUAUACUGCUGGUUUAAGAAAUGUUUACUCCCAAACAGAAGAUACUCAAUCAUUAUGUGCUACAUUAUACUAUGAAACUAUGAAUUUAGAAAAGCAGGCUGGAAUUGGUUGUGCAAAGAUUACUUCGCGUAAUAAAGAAUUUAUCCAACGAGUAGUCGCUCUAACAUUUACUGCUGGUGAAGGAGAGAAAAAUGUAGAGUUUAUUAUAGACUUUGAAAAACAUACCAGUCAAGUUAAGCUCAACACUGAUUUCAAGGUCAAUAACAACUUAUUAUUUAAUAAUCGUGUCACCAUUAAAUAUAACAAACUUAUAGACAGCGAAGCUUCAGUUUCUUACAAAGUUUUAAACUACGACACUGGAUUUAAAUUAUUUAGCAAGAAGUAUAAUGAAGAACUUCAAUUUGGAUUUGAAACACGAGUCAUGAAAACAUCAGUACUUUUUCUUCAACACUACUCAACUGUUGGAGAAAACAAAGAAAUGAAGUCUGAAUUUUUUAUUAACGAUAAAGUUAUACCUGUUAAUGCACAAAUGAAUUACAUCAAAAAUGCAUUGGAAAAAAAAGUAGUGUUACGAUUGACAGGUGGCCAAUAUAGCAUUGAGAAUUUUUACAGUAUUUUUAAUAAUGUAAAUAUUUACCAGUUAGGGUCUGGAGUAACAGUUAGAAAGGGUGAAUCUACGAUAUUUAAUGUUUAUGAAGCUGCAGCAAUACAAUUAAAUGAUAAAUCUAAAGUUUUCCGUUUUAAAUUUGGUGCAGUUUUAUUUGAAAAAACAUAUGAAUAUGGUUGGGAAACCGAGUAUAAAAAUCUAGGAACCUCUGAUAAAACAUCAUUUUCAUUAGUUAGUAGUAUUCAAUAUGCCAUUAAUCGUAAAUCUUCAAUCUCUCUAACUAUAAGUAACAGUAAAUCUGAUGCAUCAGCUGUAGUGGAGUUUGAAUACAUUCCUUCAAAUAUUCUCAUCUAUAGUAUUAAGUUCAAUAAAGUUCUUUAUCAAGUUGAUGCUUCAUUAGAGUUUUUGCCAAAGAUGUUUACAAAGUUUAUGGCUCGCUUAGAAGGUCAAAAUGGCUACCAACUUAUUACUGAUGGUAGUGUUGAAUGGAGUGGAUAUAAAAGAUCUUUAGGUGCCACUUACACAUACAAGCAUACCAAUUCUGAAUUGAUUGUUUCUUCUUCAAUUGGAAAAAACCUAUUUUUUUCUUUCACUCACUUAAAGAACUCACCAAAAUUAGUUGAGUUAACUAUUGUUGCAUUCGAGAACAAUGGAAAAUGGAUUAGUGUUUUUCAAAAUUCACAUCUUCAGAAUCAAUUUGUUUGGAAUGAUAAAGAGAUAAUAAAUAUUGGAACUAACAUGGAACUUGAUACAAAAUCGUUCUUUUUCCAAAUUUCAAAAGGUAAAGAAGCACUAAUGAAACUCUCAAAGAGCUUUAAUGAUAUUGGAGAGAAAGUUACUCUCAACUUACCAGAUGUUCGAAACCUGAUAUCAUUUGAUGGAAAAUUAGAAAAGGAUGCAUUAAGGUUUAAGGUUUUUGGAAAAGAAGAAUGGAUAUCUUUGAAUGUUGAAGUUAAUCGUGAAAAAAACACAGCCUUGGCAUCCAUUUCAGUUUUUAAUAAAACACUAAGCGUUACAGGAUUAUUUCCUAUUGAUGGAGUUUCAUUAUAUGUCAAUCCAUAUUUUAUGAAUGAAUUUUCUUUAAACGCUAUCUAUAAUCCACAAGAAAGAUCUAUAAAUCUGAAUGCAAAAACUGUUUCUCGCACUGUUGGUGUUAUCCUUCGAUGUGAUAUUCAAAACAUGAUAGCAUCAUUUCAGACAUUCUGCAAUGAAAACAAAAUUUCUCUUAAUGUAUUUGUUGAAAAAAAUUCAUUCAUCUCUCAGUUUUCUAUUUCACCAAAAUUUACUUUUCAAUUUGUUUUUGACAUUCUGAAUGAUGACACUUUAAUGUUCAGCACACAAACUUUGAAUGAAGGAAAGCCAUUAACUCUAACAUCAGUAAAGUAUCAACUUUCAAAAGGUUUUAGUCAACUUGCUUUGAACUGGAACCAAGAAACUGCUUCUAUGAUAUAUCAGACUGUUUCACCUAUAAUUGAAACAUUCAGUAACAAAUCAAUUCAAAACAGUAAAAUGUUUGUCGAUUAUAUUUAUGAAUCAGCAAUGGGUAGUAAAGUCUCUGCAAUGGAGUUUAUUGACAUGAUGGACAAAGCUUACAGUGAAAUUGAUAUAACACUUUCUCAAGAAAAACUAAAAUCUCUUGCAGUGUCUUCUAUUCAGCAAUUAUCAGAAAUUUUAAAACAUGCAUUGAAAGAAGUAGUGCGAAGUAUUGACUCUUUAAAAAAUCAACUUCCUGAAUUAUUCCAAAAGUUAAACAAUUUAAAAGAUCAAAUCAAUAUCAUUCUAAGAAAGGUUCGUGAAUCCGUAGUUGAAAUAAACUCUGAUCUAGAAAAAAACUGGAAAGAAGUUGUAAUAAUUGUCUUCGAAGCCAUCAGUAACAUUACAAAAUCUAGUCAGCCUGUCGUAGUUAAAGCCUUUGAGCUAAUUAGAGGGUUCAAAGUGCAAGGAGUGACUGUGGAAGAAUUUGUUUUGAGUCAAUCAAAAGGUAUACAAUAUCUAACUGACUAUGCAAUGAGUGCAUCUAACAAUUUAACUGUGUUGGUAUCAAAGUUAAAAGAAGAAUACUUAGUUAACAGGGAAAAUAUUUUGCUGUUUAAAAUUCCAUACACAAAUGAGACAAUGGAAAAUGUUUUAGCUAUUAUAGCAGAAAAAGGGCUUGAACUUAAAAAUUUAAUUAUGGAAUUGACUUUGAAGCUAAAAAAUCAAAUACAUGAUUUGAACUUGCAGACAUAUUUUGAAGAAAUGCAAAUAAAACUUAUAAAUUUCAAGAUUGAAAAUAAAUCUAUAGAAGAGCAUAUUGCAAUCUUAAAAAACAAUGUAAAUAUUUUCAUUUUGAAUGACAUGCAAAAAGUUAUACAAAAAAUUCAAUCAAAAACCGAAUUAUAUGUAAAUAAAGUAAUAAAAUUUCUAACUCCUUUAAUGGAUCAUAUUAAGUUUGUUAAUGCAGCUGUUAUAAAACAUUUCAAACCUUUUUUAACAAAAUCUGCAAACGAAGUACUUCAAAAAGCUUCUGUUAUACACAUCCAAGAUAUUGAAAAGUUUUUAAGAGAAAAAUGGGUCAUGAUAGAGAAAAUUUUGUUGCCAAUGCUUGAGCCUAUUCAACCAUUUUACAUUGCAAUGAGGAAACAAAUUAGCAACUUUGAAGUUAACAAUUUGGAAUCAUGGUUAAAUAUGCAAAAAUUGAGGUUUGAAGACUAUGCAAAAGAAACUGUUAAAGCAAGAAUGAACAUAGAUGAUCAGAUCAAUCUGUUAAACAGUGCUGUUAAAAAGAUUUCCAAAGCAACUCAAGAAGAAAUAGUGCGCAAUAUUGCAUUGUCUGAUAUUAAAAAAAAAGAAGUUGUUGAAUUCUUUGUCAAAAAAAUAACUGAGCAUGAAAAGUUGUUUUCUGAUAUUUUACAGCAAGUAAAACUUCUUUGGAAUCAAUUAAAAUCACAGUGUACUGAGUUAACGUCUAAAUCAUUGAAGGAUGUAAUUGAUUCACUUUUUAUCAAUUCUUCUGCCAAUCAAUUCAAAUCAAACAUUCUAUCUACAGCUGAAGAAUUAUCAAAAGCAUUAAAAAAAUUAAGCGAAAUGGACUUAACAGAAAGCAUAAUAAAGAAUGCUAAUUCAUCAGUUCAAAUGAGUAAACUUCAAAUGGACAGCAUUAUUGAAGAGAUUGUUAAACAAAGUAAAACUAUCAACACAACAGAAAUUGCUCUUAAGACUGUUCAAAUGGUUCAACAAUUAGUUGCUGAUAUUUACGCUUCAGCUCUUGUCUUGACAACAAAUCUCUAUAGUAAUAUGGAUCCUUAUUUAUCAAAAAUGGCUAAUCUUGAGUAUAAACAAUUGUUGACUGAGUUAAAAACCUAUGCUUUAAACUACAGCAAAGAAAUACAUUCUUUUGGAAACCAAAUUUAUAACUUCAGUAAAGAAACCAUUUACAAUGAUCGUCUAAGUAAUGCUUAUGCCACAUAUAAAGUUCAUCUAGAAGUGUUAUAUGCACAUCUUUCAAAAAUUGAGGUUUAUAAAAUAUCAAAAAUUGAUUACAAUCAAAUAUAUGAUGAGUAUGUUGUACCUUUAAAACAGUGGUGCAAAGAACUGUGUCGUGAAAUGAAAGAAAAGUCUGAACUUGUAUAUGACGAUGUAGAGGGGCCCUCCAAAAAGUUGUUUAUCUAUUAUAAAAGCAUUGUUACUGGUUUUGUAACUGAAAGCUAUAAUGCUGUUCUAGAUCAAGCAUCUGAAUUUUUUAAAACAUUAAUUUCAGAACUAAACAUUGCUUGGAACAAAAUACAAGUUCAAUUAAAGGAAGUGAGUGCGAAGUUAUAUGCAACUUAUCAACACCUUUUAACUCAGUAUGAAGAUAUGACUUGGGAAGAAAUCAUCCAAGUAGUAUGUGCUCAUGGAAGAAUGAUUGCAAAAGAAACACAAAUGAACACAAUAAAACUAUAUAAUAACUUGUUAAAGUUAUCAAAUGUUUUGAAAGAUGAAAUUGAAAAAACGUACAUUAUGACAGCUACUCACUUUAAUUUAUAUUUGACAAAUAUCCAAAGCAAAGUUCAACCUGAGGUCAUUAAGAUGGUUUUUAAAUUCAAAAUAUUUAUAGGAAAAAGAAUCGCAGAUAUUAAGAGAAUAAUAAAUGAAAUAUCAAAAUUCAUACAAAACCAGGCAUCUGAAAUAAAAGAUCAAGUUAUUGUAGUUUAUAAUGUUAACAAGAAUAAAAGUUUAAAAAAGAUAUACUCUGAAGUUACUGCAAUGACUGUUACUGAGUUUAAUAAACAAUAUGAAUUGUUUGAAGAAAAUGUAAAUGGUUUGAAAAAUACAGUGAUUCAAACGCUUCAAAACUUUUCACAUAACUAUUAUACUAAAGCAAAUGUUUUACUACAAACUGUAAUUAUUCCUGAGCUAGUAGCUGAAUCAGAGUCAUUUAUUAAUCAAACACUUCGACUUUCGGUUAUUUUAGCAAAUGAAACAGUUAAUGCCUACUCUCCGCAUUUCUAUCUUAUAACUGAUAUUUUGAGCAAGUUUACAGAAGAGAUGAAAACCAAAGUGUUAGACUUGUCCGAAGAAGUUUCUAAAAGAAACAGUAUUGUUCUAGAAGAAAAUUUAACAAAGUUACAAAACAUACUUAACAAUUUUUCUACUAAAUUACAAAACAACGACAUAGUUGUGCAAACUAUCAACCACGAAUAUGUUAAGCAAUCAAGUAUUGAGUUUAAGAAGUUAAAAGAAACUGUAGAACUAAAAAUGAAUGAGUUAAAAUUAAAUCCAACCGAAGAAUACAAACUACAGACUGAACAAGCUUUAAACAAGAUCCAGGAAUAUUUUGAAGAGUUAAAAAAAUAUUAUUCAGAACAGUUUAACAUUGAUGAAAUCAUAGUUCUUAUACAAAAUGUUCGCGAGAGUGGAAUAUUUACAUUAAAUAAAGCUACACAAAAGCUGAAACCUGGUUAUAAUGCUAUUGUUGCAGAAACUUGGGCAACAGUUAAACGAGUUUUUGGUGAGAUGAAUAAAGUUGCUACUUUAUUCCGUCAAUAUCCUGAAGAAACAUUCUGGAAAACUUUGAGUGUAGCUAAAGGAAACAUCCAAUCUAUUAUUUCCAUUGAUCUGUUAGAAAUUAAUACAAAAUAUUCAAGAUGGUUGCUGGAGAUAAAAGAAGAUGACUAUUUCAAUGAAUGGACUAAAACCUCUAUAAAAAAAGCAGUCAAAUAUGCUCAAUCAACCAGUGAGUCACUAGAAAUGAAAAUAAAAGAUUUAAUUUCUUACACUAAAACCACUGUUUCCUUUUAUCAAGAGAAUGUUAAACAGAUAACAAAUUGGUACAACAACCAAAUGAGUUUAUUACCUGAGAAAUGGUCUAAAUGCCCUAUUAGUUCUAUUUUUGCAAAUCCUCUAUGGAACAACCUUAAAAAUGAGUUGACAAACCAUGAACUUUUUGUAGUGGCACGUAUGAUUGCUGGAAAAGGCCAAGACAAAUUUGUUGACAUCAAAGAUAUGGCACUUGCUGAAUUUAACAACAAAAAUAAUGACCUUAACACACAAGUUUUUGAUAGAUAUCACCAAACAAAAGGAAUAACACUGAAUCAGUACAAAGAGCUGGCAGAAAAUUAUAACCACCUUAUAAAAAAGGUUGAUGAAAGAUAUCAAGAACUAGUAUCGCAAACUUUGAAAACUCUUGAUGACACAACUCUUUCUGACGUAGUUUUAUUUGUUCAAACAAGUACUAAUCAAAUGGUUGAAAAACUUUUAGAAGUUAAAAAAAUGUUUGAUGAUGUUCAGUUGAAAGGAAGAGCAUUGUACAAUGAAUACAGCAACAGCUUUAUUGCACAAUUUGAAAACUAUAAGUUGAAUGCUAUUACUAUAUUCGAUCAGUAUCAAAUAAAAGUAACAAACUUGUGUACUCAGCUUCACACUGAACUUUAUGUUUAUUUUACACAAUACAAACAGACUUUAGUACCAUACUAUGCAAGCUUAGAGGCAACAGUUCAACAAUACUACCAUGAGUUUUAUCCACUUGUUGUUGGAAAGUAUAAUGAUGUUUAUUUGAAAGUUAAAUCACAGUUAGAUGGAAUUACCUUGAAAUCUAAACAGGUUUUUAAUGAAUUCAUUAAAAAUACUAUAGAUAUGACUGAUUUAGUAUACAGUGAAUCAUAUUCCCAGUGGAUGCAAAGUGAUCUGCAUGUAACUUUAGUGUCUCUCCGUAAAAUGACAAUAAAAGAAACUGUCAGUGCAUUACUUAGACUUCCUUCACAAAUUAAAAAAGUUAUUAUCACAAGUUACAAUAAGUACCAAAAAAAUAUUUUAGAGUUAAGUGAAAAAGUCCCAAAGGUUUUCUCUCAAUUGUACAAUAAUUAUUAUAAUACCUGUCACCAUUUUUGCAGCAUUAUGUAUAAAUCAAUGAAUGAAAAUUACAAUUUAGUCUACAAAAAUAUGAUAACAGCUAAGAAUCAUUAUCACAGUAUGUAUAAAGAAGUUUUGGUUCAAUUUGAUGAAAAUAAAAAUGAUCUUGUUAAACUUGUAAAGCCAUUCGUGGCCUCUUCAUUAUCAAUGAUCACAUGGGUUAAAAAUGAAAUCACAGAAUCAACUCUUUUCUUUUACCAAUACUACCAUCUUGAUGAAAAAUUUAAAACAUACAGAGAUUUACUGUUUUCAGAAUAUAAAAAUAUCAUUCCAACAUUUAAUGAGUACAAAGAGGUAAUCCUAAAAGUCUCCGAAGAAUACAAAGAUGUUGCUCUUAAAAUUACACAGGAAUACAAAGAUAAGGUCCUUAUAUACACAAAAGAAUAUAGAGAGCAAGCAAAAAUAGUUUUUCAGAAGUGCAAAGAAAUUGUAACAAAAUAUAUUCAUAAAUAUCAACCAAUUGCUGAAAAAUUUAUGGGUCAAUAUAUAGAGCAUACUCGACAAUAUGUAAAAGAAUACCAGGCUAUUGCACUCAGGUACUAUAAAAAAAUUAAAGAGCAAGCACCAUUAAUAGCAUUAAAAUAUAGAGACAUGGUUCAACAUUAUAUAAAUGAAUAUCAGGCUACUGCACUUAAGUACUAUGAUGAAAUUAAAGAACAUGUACCAGUAAUAGUAUUAAAAUACAUAGACAUGACUCAACAAUAUAUAAAGGAAUACCAGGCUACUGCACUCAUGUACUAUAAAGAAUUCAAAGAGCAUGUACCAGAAAUAGCAUUAAGAUACAAAGACAUGGCUCAACAAUAUGCAAAGGAGUACCAGGUUAUUGCACUCCAGUACUAUGAAGAAAUCAAAGAACAAGCGCCAAAAAUAGCAUUGAAAUACAGAGACAUGGCUCAACAAUAUGCAAAUGAGUACCAAGUUAUUGCACUCAAGUACUAUGAAGAAAUCAAAGAACAAGCACCAAAAAUAGCAUUGAAAUACAAAGACAUGGCUCAACAAUAUGCAAAUGAGUACCAAGUUAUUGCACUCAAGUACUAUGAAGAAAUCAAAGAACAAGCACCAAAAAUAGCAUUGAAAUACAGAGACAUGGCUCAACAAUAUGCAAAUGAGUACCAAGUUAUUGCACUUAAGUACUAUGAAGAAAUCAAAGAACAAGCACCAAAAAUAGCAUUGAAAUACAGAGACAUGGCUCAACAAUAUGCAAAUGAGUACCAAGUUAUUGCACUCAAGUACUAUGAAGAAAUCAAAGAACAAGCACCAAAAAUAGCAUUGAAAUACAAAGACAUGGCUCAACAAUAUGCAAAUGAGUACCAAGUUAUUGCACUCAAGUACUAUGAAGAAAUCAAAGAACAAGCACCAAAAAUAGCAUUGAAAUACAGAGACAUGGCUCAACAAUAUGCAAAUGAGUACCAAGUUAUUGCACUUAAGUACUAUGAAGAAAUCAAAGAACAAGCACCAAAAAUAGCAUUGAAAUACAGAGACAUGGCUCAACAAUAUGCAAAUGAGUACCAAGUUAUUGCACUCAAGUACUAUGAAGAAAUCAAAGAACAAGCACCAAAAAUAGCAUUGAAAUACAGAGACAUGGCUCAACAAUAUGCAAAUGAGUACCAAGUUAUUGCACUCAAGUACUAUGAAGAAAUCAAAGAACAAGCACCAAAAAUAGCAUUGAAAUACAGAGACAUGGCUCAACAAUAUGCAAAUGAGUACCAAGUUAUUGCACUCAAGUACUAUGAAGAAAUCAAAGAACAAGCACCAAAAAUAGCAUUGAAAUACAAAGACAUGGCUCAACAAUAUGCAAAGGAAUACCAGGUUAUUGCAUUCAAGUACUAUGAUGGUGAAUACAAAGAACUUAUUCAAAAAGUAGCAGCAGAAUACAAAAUACUUGUUCUAAAGUAUUAUGAAGAAUUCGCAGAACAAGCACCAAAAGUUGUUGCAAAAUACAGAGCUUUAGCAAACAGAUAUAUCCAAGAAUAUCAAGACGUUGCAGAGAAACUUGUUGCUGAAUACAUGGAACAAAUACAAAAAGUUGUAUUUCCAUAUAAAGAAAUGAUUGUAAAAUUUGUUAAGGAAUAUCAUCCCAUUGUUAAGAAACUCAUCGCUGACUACAAAAACAUUGCAAUAGAAUUAGCUCGCAAGUAUAUUCUUAUUGCACAAAAUGUAAUUGAUGAAAGUCGUAAAUACAUCAACAAUUUCGACUUGAAAAAUGUUAAAAAGGACCUAGACUCAGUACUCAGUGCUUACAUGACUGAGUUAGGAAAUUAUGUCUCCAUUGAGUCCAAAAAGGGAAAGAUGCUUAUCAAUGUUUAUCAUAGUGAGAUAACACCUAAAUUCAGUCAUCACUUGAGCUCUAUUGGAGUAAGAUCAAGGCGAAGCAUUGAAAGUGUUAAAAUGAAAGGAAGCGACCUGGUUUUGACAAUUGAAAAACAGUUUGAAGAAUUAAAAGCAAGAGUUCAACAACUGGUUACUAAAAUCCAAUAUUUUUUGACCAACUCUAAAGAAGUUAAAACAACCCUAUUGGCUAGCUAUUAUAGCAACAGAAAAAUUUUGGAAACAGGUAUUGAAAAUGGAAUGCAACAACUAAAUGCUGUUUACAAAAAUGCUUUAAAUGAAUUUGAGACUAUCAAAAUAGAAGCUAACAAAUUCAUUAACAAUUUUUCUGUAGCCUACUAUUAUGAAAAAUCCCAGAAGAUCUCUACAAGAUUCUACUCUCAUGCUCAGACACAAAGUUUGGAAUAUUAUAAACAAGCUAAAGAAUUCUACUCCAAAUAUCUUGAUGUGGCACAGAAGCUUCUUUCUGAGUAUUUUAUCAUUGUAGAGAAGUAUUAUUCGAAUUACUACACCCAAGUCCAAGAGAUCUUAAUAAAAUAUUAUAAUCAAGCCCAGAACCUGUAUCCUGAAUACUACAAUCAAGCAAAAGAGUUGUGCUUGAGGUACCGUUCUCAAGCCCAAGAGUUCUCAUUGAAAUUCUAUAAUCAAGCUGAAGUUUUGUAUUCACAGUAUUACAGUCAGGCCAAGGAGUUCUCAAUGAAAUAUUAUAACCAAGCUAAGAAGUUGUAUCCAGAAUAUUAUGAUCAAGUCAAGGAGUUGUAUUUGAAGUACUAUUCUCAAGCACAAAAGUUCUCAUUGAAGCAUUAUCAACAAGCCCAGAAUUUGUAUUUAGAAUAUUACAACCAAGCCAAAGAGUUCUCGAUAAAUUAUUACAAUCAAAUUGAAAAAUUACAUCCAGAAUACUUCAAUCAAGCCAAGGAGCUUUCAUUGAAAUAUUAUGGACAAGUCCAGAAAUUGUAUUCAGAAUAUUACAACAAAGCCAAAGAGUUCUCUAUAAAAUAUUAUAAUCAAGCUGCAAAAUCAUAUCCUGAAUACUACAAUCAAGCCAGGGAUCUCUCAUUGAAAUAUUAUGAACAAGCCCAGAAACUGUAUUCAGAAUAUUACAAUCAGGUAAAAGAGUUGUCAUUAAAGUAUUAUAACCAAGCUAUGAAUUCGUAUCCAGAAUACUACAAUCAAGCCAGCGAGUUCUUAUUGAAAUAUUACAAUCCUGCCCAGAAAUUGUAUAUAGAAUACCACAAUCAAAUGAAGCAGUUUUCUUUAAAGUACUUUACUCAGGUCCAGGAUUUCUCAUUUUUAUAUAUUAAUCAAUCAGAGAAAUUAUAUUUGGAAUACUACAAUCAGGCAAAGGAACUCUCAUUAAAAUAUUAUAGUCAAGCUAAGAAAUUAUCUCCAGAAUACUAUGACCAUGUUAAGCAGUUAUCUUUAAAGUAUUAUACUCAAGCCCAAGAGAUCUCAUCGAAUUGCUUUAAUCAAACUCAGAAGUUGUAUUCAGAAUACUACAAUCAGGUUCAAGAAUUUUCUUUCAAAUAUUAUAAUCUAGCCCAGAUAUUGUAUCCAGAAUACUAUAGUAAAGCCAAGGAGUUUUGUUUGGAGUAUUACAAUCAAUCACAAAAGAUCUACACAGAAUACAAAAGUCAAGCAAAAAUCCUCUAUUCAGAUUACUAUAAUCAAGUACAAAAGUUGACUUCAGUGAAUUAUGAUCAAAUCAAUAAAUUCUCUUUGGAGUAUUUUAAACAAGCCCAGGAUUUAUCUCUGAAAUAUUAUAAUCAAAUUUUAAGUAUAACUAUCAAGUGCAAAAACGAUGCGCAGGAAUUUUAUAACAAAAAUAUUAAUGAAGCCCAAACACUGUACUUUGAUUACUACAAUCAAGUUCAGUCACUUUCUUUGGAGUAUUUAAAUUUGACAGAAAAGUUUUACUCUGAAUCCCAGAAAUUUUCUGUUGAAAAUUAUGAACAAGCUCUGACCAUCUAUUCUAACUACAAAAAACAAGUUGAGAUGUUAUAUACAGAAUUGAAUAAGCGAGCCCAUAUGUGGUCUGUAACAUUUUACGAGAAAUCAAAUGUUGAAUUAAAAAAAUUGUUCAUCAGAGGAAACACAUUAUUCUCUGAGUUCAAGAAAGAUCCAUCUGCAUUUUUGAAAUCCAUCUACCAAAAGUCUAUAGAAUUGUUUAAUUUUUGGAGCUUUAAAGCUGAAAAUUUGUAUGAUCAAUACCAACCAAAAAUUGUUGUGAUGUUAAAAGAUCACCAAACAUUAUUUAUAGCAAAAGCAAAUAAGUUGUCAAAACAAAUAACUUUGAUUUACAAUAAACUUGAAUCUAAACUGAAUGACUGGAAAUCUGAAGUUACUCCUGAAAACUUAUAUGUUAUUUUUGAAACAGUACAUAAAAGUUUAAAGGAAACACCAAUUUUCUUAAGAGCAAAAGCCAUCAAAAUGUACCAACUAUACCAGCCUAAGAUUGCUUCAAUAUUCAACCAACAGAAAAGUUUACUUACAACCAAUUUUGUAAAUUUGUUGAAACAAAUAAAAAUUACCUACAGUGAAUUUGAAACAGCAUUUAAUAACUGGAAGUCAGGAGUUUCUGCUGAAAAAGCUUUUUAUCAAAUAACCAGAAGAUUCAAACACUUAACUAAAUAUGCUUCAUAUGAAACUCUAGAAAAUAUUCGUCAAGCUCUAUGCAUCAACCAUAUUGAAACUUGUCAAAGAUUUACUGAAUCUAUCCAAAUGCAAGUUACAUAUAUAAAAAGUUAUAUUACCAACAUUUUCAAAGUUGUUGUUUCCAAAGAAGUCGCAUUAUUACAGUAUGUGAGAAAUGAAUUUAGUUUCAUAAAUGACCAAAAGAAAUCUCUUAUGAGUUCACUUGCUACAGCUAUAAUUUUUGGAAAUAACCACGUUAUCACUUUUGACAGAAAAGUUUAUGAUUUUAUUGAUUAUAAUCAACGCGACUGCACUUACUUGUUAGCUCGAGAUUUUGUUCAUGGAAAAUUUAGUAUAAUGCGCCAAUCAGACACUACCAUUGUUAACACUCCUGAUAUGUCUAUUAAAAUUAAAAAUGAUGGAAAGACUCAGGCUACAAUUGGCAACAAAACCAUUAACUCUCUCCCAGUUGAGUCUGAAUCCAGUAAAUGUGUUAGACUGUAUGAUGUUAUACGUUGUGAAUUUAUUGAACAGGGUAUUUUUGUCAGUGUAGAUCUAAUCAACUUUGUUACUACUAUUCAAUUGAGUAGUUGGCAUUUUGGAAAGACCCAAGGUGUUUUGGGCACUUACAAUCACGAAUCUUACGAUGAUUGGAAAAUGCCAGAUGGCAAGAUUGCAGACAACAUUUACAAGUUUGCAAAUGCUUAUGAAGUUUCAAAAAAACGAUCCUGUGUUGCCACACCUAAAGAAAAAGCAUGUUCUAAUGCCCCCUCUGCCAAGUGCAAAGAACUUUUUAACUCAACUUCAUCUAUGUUUGCUCGUUUCUUUAAAAUUGCAGAUCCUAAACCAUUUUUGAAAGCUUGUGAAGAUGAUACAUCUUGUAAAUCGAUUGGUCAUUGCAGUUCUGUUACAGCAUACAGAGGUUUACUUAAAGCUUUAGGAGAAAAACCAGACUUCUGUCCUGAUUGUGUUGCAUUUGACUCUCACAAGAUGAAUGAGGAAUGGAAUCUUAAACCGACAGGGUCAGUUGAUGUUGUUAUGCUUGUAUCUGAUAGAGUAUCAGGAAAAGAUUUUAAGAAACAGCUUAUGAAGAUCAUGAUUCAAGUACAACAAUUUUUGAGAGUAAACAAAUACGAUACACGCUAUGCUCUUAUUGGUUUUGGCGGAAAAGGAGUUCACGAGAGUUCACACAUUCGACCUAUUGGAACAGGUGACAUUUUUGGUUCAUCGGAUGACUUACUUAAGGAAAUGAAAAAGAUGGAAUUCAAUGGCGAAGAUAAUUCAUUUAAUGAUGCUUUCGAGGCCAUUACAAUGGCAUCAAAACUAUCCUUCCGGCCAGGUGCGAGUCGCAUAUUUAUACUUUACACUGAAGAUGAUGUCAAGUCUUCAUUGUCUGGUGUCACACAGAUAGAAGCUCAACAUUUCUUAGAAAAAGAAGCCAAUGCCACUUUAGUUGUCUUCCAAAAUCUCCAGACAAAGAUGUUAGCACAGCAGUUAAAAGGAAACUUUAUAGCAGAAACAGCUCAUAGAGUUUAUUCGGACAAAGCUCCUUCCGGCUCUCAAAAAGGCUCUUAUAGUUUAACCAAUUCAGCAUUUAAAAAGCUGACUGACAGCAGUAACGGAGCUCUGUUUACAACUGACUUUACUUCUGUUAACAUCGUUUCAAAAUCUUUAUACGAUGUGAUGUCAUUCAACAUUCAACGCGUCAACUCCCAGUGUCAACAAUGCGUUGUGCAAGCAAAACCGAACGGCGAUCCUGUAGUUAUAUGCGCCACUCGAAACGACAUAACUUGUUAAAGUCUUUAACUAGAACUGCAAUUUGAAUUUUUUCAUGUACAAAACAUCUAUUAUGUAUUUUUAUAUUUUCUCUUGUAAA
Molecule: messenger RNA, 18032 nt
Organism: Hydra vulgaris (swiftwater hydra)
Lineage: Eukaryota; Metazoa; Cnidaria; Hydrozoa; Anthoathecata; Hydridae
Source: RefSeq, a predicted model, not a curated record